Molecule: messenger RNA, 459 nt
Organism: Neurospora hispaniola
Lineage: Eukaryota; Fungi; Ascomycota; Sordariomycetes; Sordariales; Sordariaceae
Exons: 2
Coding region: 1-459 (152 amino acids)
Source: RefSeq, a predicted model, not a curated record
AUGUCGGCGGAACAGACGAAACCUCGGUUCAUCAGCACAAGUUUGUCCCUUUCAGAUUCUCAUCCCCCGAUUCAUGAUUACACAUUCGGCAAAGACCACAUCACGCCACUCUCCAGCUCCAAGCCUCGCAUACAGAUGAUACACGCCUUGGCACUUAUUGCCGUACACAUCAUUUUAUUACCCGGGAAUCUGUACUUUGCCCGCCUUGUUUCCUCGUCGCACAUGGGGAUAACCUCCAAGCAGGAAGAUCUAGCUUGUGCUCACCCCAGUGCCACCACCUCCACCACCACCACCACCACCAUCACAACCACCAGUCGUUCCUCCCGCAGGUCCUCCAGCGCCGCCAUCACAGCCUCCUGGGUUGAAACCGCCAUUGUCCCCAUUCGUGAUCGUAUCCGUAUUUGCUCCAAAAUCACCUCCAUCUCCACUGUUACCUUCGCCUUUACAGCACCCGCAUAG